UUCCGGCGGCGGUCGAUGAGCAUUGUGGGAAACGGGAGAUGUCAUGGCGGUGGCGGCGCUUUGCCGGCCGUUCCCGAAGCUCCUGAGGUUGGCUGCAGCGACAUGGGGCGGCUCGUCGGCGUCCUCUCCUCCCAGAUUCAUCCUUAACAACCUGCACAAGAAUGCCACAAAAGUAGAAACAGUCUCUCCCUGUAUGUUGCUUCAUACCUCCUUGCCUCGGAAUGGGCUGGAGGAAUUUUUUGAUGACCCCAAAAACUGGGGAAAGACAGAAGUCAAAUCUGGGGAUUCUUGGACUGUAGAACAGCUCCGAGGCAAGAGCAGUGAGGAUUUGCACAAACUUUGGUACGUCCUGCUUAAAGAGCGAAACAUGCUUUUAACGUUGGAGCAAGAAGCAAAACGGCAGAGGCUGCCAAUGCCAAGCCCAGAGCGAUUAGAUAAGGUGAAAGAUUCCAUGGAUAGAAUGGACCUUGUCAUCCAGGAAAGGGAAGACGCUUUGCGGCUCUUACAGACUGGCCAGGAGAAAGAGAGACCAGGCGAAUGGAGACAUGACUUCUUGGGCCGCGUAUUUUGGUACACUUUUAGGGAAUGGCCAAUCCCUUGGUACCUAAAUGCAAAGCAUAACAGAAAGCGGUUCUACUAUUUGCCAAAUGUCAAUCGUUUUAACAGACUCAGACUUGAACAAUAUUUGCGCAAUGAAUCAAGGAAGAGGAAUAUGCAGAAGCAGAAAGAGAAGCGUCUAAAGAAACAAUUCCCUCAUCUUGGUGCUCAGUCUGAAAGUCAACGUGAAGUUGGCAGUGUUUGAUGGAAUUGUGGCACAAACAUUCCUCCUGAACUGCUUGUAAAUGGACAAAGAGUAAGGCAAAACAUACCAUGUGAUGUAAAACAAGCUCAUUUCCGCUCCUACCAAAAUAAAGUUGUUUCAUCCUUCUUGUAAAAUA
This is a messenger RNA of Podarcis raffonei (Aeolian wall lizard), 938 nucleotides long. RefSeq names its product mitochondrial ribosomal protein L47 (gene MRPL47). Gene Ontology annotation, cellular component: mitochondrial large ribosomal subunit; mitochondrial ribosome. The transcript has 7 exons. Gene Ontology annotation, biological process: mitochondrial translation. Gene Ontology annotation, molecular function: structural constituent of ribosome. The record is from RefSeq and is a predicted model, not a curated record. The coding region runs from base 44 to 802 and encodes 252 amino acids. NCBI's taxonomy places the organism in Eukaryota, Metazoa, Chordata, Lepidosauria, Squamata, Lacertidae.